Molecule: messenger RNA, 16479 nt
Organism: Musca domestica (house fly)
Lineage: Eukaryota; Metazoa; Arthropoda; Insecta; Diptera; Muscidae
Product: homeobox protein 5
Exons: 11
Coding region: 256-6591 (2111 amino acids)
Biological process (GO): regulation of transcription by RNA polymerase II; negative regulation of DNA-templated transcription
Cellular component (GO): transcription regulator complex; histone deacetylase complex
Molecular function (GO): transcription corepressor activity
Source: RefSeq, a predicted model, not a curated record
CCAACCAAAACCGAAAAAAAACAAGAAACAAAAAACAGGAAAAACUAAAAGAACAAAUCAUCAGCAUUAAAAAAUCUCAGUCAGUAUCAGAAUCAUCAUCGUCAUCGCUAUCGUCCAUUGCCAACACCACCACUACCACUACCACCAACACCACCAUAGCCAUCGUCAUCAUCAGCGUGUUAGUGUUGUAGUAGUUGCCCGUACAAAUCCAACACCGAUUCCCUUAUCCUCGUCCUCGUCACUUCCGUCGUCAUCAUGGCUACCAUUAACUCGGUUACCAAAAGUAUUCACCUGCCAUUGACCACAAGUUUAUCAUCGGCGCCCCGGGUGCUGAUGUGUAGUGCUUCUGUGGGCACCGAAGCCUCUGUGACACUUCAUCUGAGAGAUGUCAAUUCCAAUGAUUCCAAUCAGUCGUCCGCCUCAUCAGCAGCCUCCCAUUACAUUGGUCACACAACGUCAACAGCACCCCAACAACAACAUCAACACCCACACCAGCAUUCGACACAUCAGCUACAGCAACAUCAGACCACAACACCUGCCCAGUCACAGACGACAAAUGCCCAAACAGCCACGACACUGGAUAAUGCAUUAACCAUUGGUUAUCCAGAUCCAGAAAUGUUGGCUGAUGUCUUGGGAACAUUACAAACAGCGUCAUUGAAAAAUACCAGUGUCAGUGCCAGUGAAAGUACAAAAGUGAAUUCCUCAAAAUUGAAUGGCUCCACCAGUUCCAGUAGCAACCAAAACAGCAACAGUGAUACAAUAAUCCACACAAGUUUAAAUGGUUCUCUGAAGAACCGCAUUACCAUUAGCAAGCGUACCUCCCCCAAUAGCAGCAACAACAACAACAACACCGGCAACAAUGUAACCAACAUUGGCAGCAGUAGUAGCCACCGUGUCAUAGCCUCCUCGGUGCAGACGGUCUCCACGUCGACGAAUACAACAACCACCAGUGUCAAUAAGACCAACAGCUACAUCAAGAAUUGCCUGAUACGCAGCAGCAGUUGCAGCAACACAACCAACAUUACAUCCCUGGCUCAGAUAAUGAGCAAUAGUAGUACGUCAUCAUCAAAUGGCAGCAAUAGCAACAACAAUAACUCAAACAGCAACAACAACCACAACUCUUUGAAUUCCCAAAAUCAUUCGAACGGUACUUUGUUACAACAACUUAACAACCCAGCCAGCAACAACGCGAAUAGCUGCAGCAACAGUAAUUUCAGCUCCAGCAGCAACGACAGCUGCUUCAGCUACAGCAGCAAUAGCAGCAGCGGUAACUCGAUUGCCCGCAGCAUAACUUCGUUAAGUCACGGUGCAAGAAAAGUUCCUUGUGGCCCACUGUCAUCAUCGCCGUUAUCACAAUCCGCAGCAGCAGCGGCAGCGGGAGGAGCUGCAGCAGCGGCGUCAGCUGCAAAUAGUAACGCUGCAAAUUCAGCGAAAAUUUUAAAGAAAAAUCGCUCAAAGAUAUCGGCGCCCAGUCGUCACGGUCCACAACAGUGUCAGAUUUGUAAUAAAAUUUUUGGAAAUGCAUCUGCCUUGGCCAAACAUAAACUGACGCACAGCGACGAACGGAAAUACGUUUGUGUUAUGUGUUCGAAGGCAUUUAAGCGACAAGAUCACUUAAAUGGACAUAUGAUGACCCAUCGUAAUAAAAAACCAUACGAAUGCAAAGCUGAAGGUUGUGGCAAAUCGUAUUGUGAUGCACGUUCCCUGCGACGACAUACGGAAAAUCAUCACGCCGGUAUUGUAACGCAACAUCAAAAUCAAACUCUGUCUGGUUCCCAAAAUAAUAAUUCCAAUUCAAAUCUAAGUUUAUCCCCUGCCACGGCAAACGGUGAUGCCAGUUCACCGGACGGUGCCACCUGUCUAGGAACAUAUCUGUCGAACGGUGGCACAGUGGUAGAUGCCGCCACUGGUAUAGCUUUAACCGAAGAAGAAUUGAAAGCUUUAAAUGUACCCUUGAAGACAACAGGUGUUACCCUGCUGUCACCCACCUCUACAACAUCCUCAAUGUCGUCGACAAGUAGUAUAACCUCUGGCCCGGGGGCCACAAUAACCCUGACCGAUAAUAGUGGCAAUUUGGAAGGAGAUGGUCUGACACGUGAACAAUUGGAUUUGAUAAGUAAAAUUAUGCGACAAACCAAGCAAACAACGGCCCAGGUUACCGUCUCAUCACCCACGAGUUCUCAGUCAUAUAAAAUUGAUACAAAUCCCCAGCCGGCCGUAGUGGCAAAUCAACAGCAGCAGCAGGCGCCAAGACCCAGGACAUGGAACAUGCAAUUGCUCAACUCCUCCCAAAAUGUGGCCAUAACCGUGGACGAAAUCACCACAGAUUCGAGUGCAUCAGGUGAAGCGGCCUCUGUGGUCACCACCAAAGUCAAAGAGGAAGAAAUCGAUAUUGACCUCUCCAAUGCCAUGUCAAAUCCCCAACUCUUUAAUUUGGUGAAAAUCGAUCAAAAACCCGUCGAAUGCAAUCUUUGCCAUCGCAAAUUUAAAAAUGUACCCGCCUUGAAUGGCCACAUGCGUCUGCACGGUGGCUACUUUAAAAAGGAUCCCGAAACGAAGAAAAGCGAAAAGAAAGAAAACAAUGGCCCACCCCUGCAGACGGCGAGCAUUGGUGUGCGGGCUUUGAUCGAGGAGAAAAUCAUCAGCAAAAGGAGUAAAGAUUUGAAUAAGGGUGCCUUUGCCGUUCCUGCUCCGCCCUCAAACAACAAUCAAGGCAAUCCAACAACAAUGCGACGAUCAAUUAGUGAUUUGGACAGUUUUCUGAAUCCCAAACAGAAUACAAUAAACGGGCAGCAGAAUCACCAACAACAGCAGCAACAGCAACAACAACAAAUGACAGCAACUUCAACAACCACCACAACAACAAAUAUUAAAAAUUCCCCCAAAACCAUGCUCAACAUGCCUGACAUGAAUUUACCACAAAGUAUAGAGAUUUAUAGUAACAACAAUAACAAACCACAACAACAACAACAACAAAAGACAAUGAACAACAUAGGUGUGGGUACAACCACUGCCUCUACGUCCACAAAUUCAACGAAACUCCAAGCUGCAGCAGCGGGAGCAGCAACAACGAUCAAUACAACGACCUCUCGUUCCACAUCAACCGAUCCCAAAGACUCAACCCUUAUAGAAUUGUUGAAACGUGGCACCCGCAUAGCGGUGACCCAGAAACAACCCAAUCCCAAUAUGCCGCUGGGCGGAAUAUCACGUCAGAUAAUAACGAAUAAAAAUAAUUGCAGUGUCAUAAUACCCUCAGAGGUGCAGGUGGUCACCACCAAAGGGAAAAUGAAGAAACCCGCCGAUGAACAACAAAUGUCACAGCAGCAGCAACAACAUCAGAAUCAAAAUAACAACACCACCACGACAAAUCUAACUCUGGCCGAUGGCACUCCCCUGUCUCUGACCAUUGCCCAGGGAUCGGACAGCAACAGUGGUGAGGUGUAUACGGUCACUUAUACGAGUGAGGCUGCUGGGGGCUUGUUCGGCGAUGCUGAGGUCUAUAAUGUCAGUGAGGCUGAAAUGUUGUUGCAAACCGUGGACACCAUGCAAUUGCUGAGCGAAGAGGCCAAUAAUUCCGCUGAUCAUGGUCUAAAGCUGGAGAGUAAUAGCCUUAAUACCCCACCCACAACCUCUGAACAUUCCGAACACUUUGAGGUUAUGGAGAGUAGUAAUACGAGUGGUGGUAAUAUUAUGGACUCUCAGCAACAGCAGCAGCAGCAGCACUAUCAAAAUACCUGCCAACAACAGCAACAACAACAAACUUUACCAAAUUUCCAACAUUUCCAUUCCAAAGAGCAGCUGAUCAUGCAGAAUUCUUCGUCGUCCAUGUCCACGUCGUCAUCGUCUAUCCUUAGUCAAAACAACCUGCGUUCCCACACCUUGAGUUUGCCAAAUGAUUUGAAGGGCCAUCAAUUUGCUGGAAAUUUAAAUUCUCCACUGCACUCGCCCCUGGCCUAUCCCACACCCCCCUCGAGCCAUGAAAAUGUCACCCAAACAUCGCCCUACAUUGAGGACAAUCAUCAUUUUGGCGAUAAUCAAAACAUUUUCUUCAACGAGUCCCUGCUGAGUGGUGGGGGUGGUGGCGGCGGAGGUAACAAUGGUCCCGGGGAUCAGGACAAUGAUGGUGGCUUGAAAUUGAAAAAUGUCCUCGAGGACCAUUCCUUCGAUUCCAACAUCAAGGUGGAAGAUUUGCUGAGUGGCUCUGGGGCAGACACCGAAUGUGAUUUGCGGGAAUUUGCCUUUCUCGACGAAGAUCAAGAAUUCCUAAGCGAUUCCAGAAAUGCCACCUCGCCCCUGUCCGAGUCCUUUUUUACCAGUGGCAUUGGCACCGCCGAGGAGGUGAAGGAAGUGUUGCGGGAGGUCCUCACGGAUGAUCAAAUUAAUUUGAACUGUGAAAGUCAACAGGAAAAUAUCAUCGAUUUGUAUUAUCUGCCGGGCCUGAGUCUGCAAUCGCAAAUGAUGCCCAACUCCGAGGACCCACUGCUUUCGUCGUCACCCCGCGAUUUUGGUCAACUGAAAAUUGUCAAUUCCAUGCAACAGCAGCAGCAACAACAACAGACACAGCAAAUUCCAAACAUUCCUCAACAACAGCAACUUCAGCAACACUUGAGCCAAAACCUGGGCUACAGCCAUCAAGGAGUUCCCAGCCAACAACAACAACAACAGACGUCUCUCAAAUUAAGCCUGGAUGGUGGCCAGGUGUCCACCACCAAUGAUGUGAAUCAACUGAUUUUGAGUUUACCCCCAAAUAACCUACAAAGCUCCCCGAAUGUGUCCACCACCACCAGCAGCACAACAACAGCAGCAACAACAAUACAUUAUAAUGUACAAACAAUAACAACAACACCACAAGUACAAAGCUCCCAAAACCCAGGAAAUGCACAGAUAUCCCAACAGCAGCAACAACCACAUUUUAUGGCUUCUUCCCAGCAGCAGCAGCAACAACAACAACAACACAUCAACUCUCUCAACGAGGCCUUAAUGCAACCAAUAAUCUAUGCCACCAGUGGUACCACCGAUAAAAUUGAAAUCAAAUUAGAAGCGCAACCCGAGGCCAUUUCCAGUAGCUGCGGCAGUAGUGGUGGCAGCAAUCACCUGAACUCCCCGGCACAACAUCAGUCCAGCAAUCGGAUAUUGGCUCCCUCACGGAGUAGCCACACAUAUUCCUCCCUGCAUCACUCCACAUCCACGUCGUUGCAACCCCUCUCCAAUCAAACAAAUUCCAUACUCAAAAGGCGCCUGAAGGCCGGAGGUUUGCAUUCUUCGUCCCACGACUCCUCCAACUCCCAAUCAUAUUCCAAAUAUCAGGCCCUCUCGCCCUACAAAUCGAAGUUGCGCAAACCCUCCAGGACCCACUAUACACCGGCACCCAUCCUUAAUCCAGAACGCAAGGGUCAUGGGCUCUAUUGCAAUGUUCUCAAGGAGCUGGGUUGCUCCCUGCUCUCCUUUGACAAUUUCGAUGAUUUUGACGAUGACCCCGUGGGUUUGGUGGACUUCUCGGAUGAGUCCAAGGUGAACUUGGGCUCCGCCUAUCAGGCUGCGAUACCUGCAUUUAAUCAGCCCACCCAGACGGCUGACAUCGAAGAAACCGUAACGGCCGAGUUGAUGUGGCGUCCAGAAUGCCAGCCAGAUGAGAAAAUUCUAAUGCGUUUCAUCGACUUGAGUAAAUCUUCGGCCGUGCCUCUGGGUAGCCACACAGAAGAGGUGGCUCUUCACACAUUGCUACAGGCCCAAGGCAAUACGGCCACGGCAGUUUUGAAUCUCUUGCAGACGCAAUCCAACUCCUUCCAAAUGAAAUGGUCCUCCCAAGAACUGGAAUGUUUUCUCAAGGGUCUGGAGAAAUAUGGCAAGGAGUUUAGUAAAAUUUCCAAGGAGCUCACCACAAAAUCGACCGGAGAAUGUGUGCAAAUGUAUUAUUUCUGGAAGAAGCUAUGUGUGGACUAUAAAGUGACCCACCUCAAAACGGAGACACCACCCCAGAUCCAGCCCCAUACAGUCGACCCCAAGCCCUAUGUAUGUGAAAUACCCGAUUGUUCAGCGAGCUUUUCCUCAAAAGCUGCGUUGCAUGGUCACACACGCAUUCACACCUAUGGUCGUAAUGCCCACAGCAACAACCAGAACAGCAACAUUAGCAGCCAUAACCAAGCUAUCAAUUCCAAUAACAGUAACAACAACAAUCCAAGCAACAACACUAAUCCCAAUGCCACAACAGCCACAGCCUCAUCCUCCUCAGCAAAUCACCAGCAUCACCAACAUCAUCAUGGCAGUCAGAAUGCUGCCGGAAAUGCCGGUUCCAAUGCAUUGCCGACGACAAACGGUGGCAAUCAGUCACUGGGCGGGCCAGGCAAUGCCAAUUCCAAAGAUCCCAACAAUGCCAACAACAAAGACAUAACCGAAUUUCCCUGCAAGGUGUGCGGCAAAGUAUUCAAUAAAAUUAAGAGUCGCAGUGCCCACAUGAAGACCCAUCGUGUUACGGACAAUGAAACCUCGGUACAAAUUACAAAUAAUCAAAAUCAUGCCGUGCAACAGCAACAUAAUCAACAACAGCAACAGCAACAGCACCAGUCCCAGCAACAACAACAACAACCAUAACAAAAGAUUUAAUAAAACAAAAGGUGAAAAUACAAAUUCAAGAAAAUCCAAUAUUCCUACAGAAACAACAACAACAAAAACCCUAAGAAAUUUCAAACAACAAAAUAGAAGAAAAAAAAAUUAAAAGCAAAAAUCAUAGAUAAUGUGUAGAGAAAACAAAAAUGUUAAAUGACAAUCGCCACUAAAGCAAAAAACCAAAAAAAAAAAAAAAAAAAAUUAAAAUUUUUUAAUAAUAAUUUCAAUAUUUUUUCUUUCAACACUCAACUCAACACACAGACACACAAAUGGCCAGCUAAGUGAGAAGGAAAAAAACUUGGUAAACUAAGUUAAAUAAAAAAAAAAUAAAAUAAAAAACUUUUGUUAUAGCUAAUAAUUUUGAAACAGCAUUUCAAUGUCAAAAACAACAACAACAAGUUAGAGCAGAAACUUGGAAAUUAUUUAAAUGACAUUUAGUCUCAAUUUUAUGUUAAUUUAGUCAAAAGAGAAAGUGUAAAACUCUAAAGUACUUAUUUUCUUGCCAAAGAUUUAAGGCUCUAAGCGUUGUUCAAUGUCUUAUUUUUAUAACAAUACUAGUCAUAUACAAUAUAUAUGUUUAUUAAUUUAUAUAUAUUUUUAAAUUAUUUUUUAAAUUAAUUUGUUUAACUUUUUUAAUUUUAAUAUUUACACGUGAUAACGAGUGAGAUUUAAACACACACACACACACACACCCAAACACAUUUAAAUAAUAUAAUAAAAUAUUUUGAAAAUUAAAUAAUUUUUUCAUAUCUAAUUUUGAAAAUAUAAUUAAUAGUAUAUAUAUAUAAUUGAUGUUUUCGUUUUGAUUCAUUUCUAUCUUUAAAUGUUAUUUUAAAAAUGACAUACUUACAUACAUGUAAACCUUAUUGUAGUAGAAUAAUUUAUUUAAUUUCUUUGUCUUAUUUGUAUGUUUGUACAUAGAAUUGAAUAAGUCCAACAAAUACACACACACAAACACAAAAUAAAACAAUGCCAAAAAAAGACACUCUCUUUAUUUAUUUAUUUAUUGUUUUUUUAGAAUUAAAAUCAAAAAAAUGUAAUUUAAGUUAAAAUUGUAUUAUAUACCAAAAAAAAAAAAAAAAAACAAAAUGGUAUGAAUCACAAGCCUUCCAAAGAAAACAAUUUGAUCAUUUAAACACUUAAUUUUAUUUUUUUAUACACUAGUCUUUCAUGAAAAUAAUUAUUUUUCUAAUCUAUUUAAAUGUUUUCAGCUCUAAAACUCUUUAAUGAAAAUGCUCUGGUUAUAUUAUAAUGGGAAAUUAAACACUAUAAAUAACAAGUAAGGAAAGGCCAUAGUCUUGCGGGGCCAACCAUGUGAUACCCUAUAACACUACAAUAUGUUCCAAGUCCCUUUAUAUGCAAAACCAUUUUCGAAGAUUUCGUUUUUGAAAUAAUGCCAAAGAGCACACGAAAGUUGUGGCCCAUUUUACAGCUAAAUAUAAUCCAAUGGUCAUCCAAAAUGCUAGACUUCUUCUCUGUCCUCAACUCUCUUCCGAUGUGAAAUUUCGUGUCGAUUAGUUUUCAAUUGUGGCCAAAUUAGAAAAAUUUAAAAUUGUUGGCCAUUUAAACCUCUAAAUGCAAAACCUAAGAACAAUAGGCUUCAAUUCCGACCCACCUCCAUUUCGUGAGGAUCGGACGAUAAUUGCGACAUUCAUACCAUACCCUCAAAACGUAGUUUUGGGGGGUGUAAAAAUUUAGAAAAUUUAAAAUUCAAAAUUGUAAGUCAAAUUGAAAAAAUCGCAUGCGAUAAAAAAAAUAUGACAAAACUGGGAAAAAAUUCAACAAAAGAUAUAACUUUUUUUAUUGGUAUAUUAUGCCGCGAUUUUCUUAGAUUUUAUCCUUUUCUGGCAAGAGACCAUUCCGAAUUGAUAUGAAUUGUGAAAAUCGGCCCAGCGGUUCUUGAUUUAUAAGCAGAAUAGAUAAGAUCAAUUCUUCUACAUAUAUAUUGUACCUAUUUUAGUAUAUAUCCGAUUUUUUGGCUUUUAGCAUCACUGUAAUGGUCAGAAGUGAUCUUUUAAGGUAUUUGUGAUUUGGCUGGGAUUAAAAAUAUUCGCGGUUAAGUGGAAAUUUUCCUAUUUUCUAACAUAAAAGUAAGGGUCUAUUAUACCCGCUAAUUAUUGUCCGAUGGCCGCUCAUAUUGGAAGGUUUCUGCCCAGUCCCAAACUCUAACUCCAUGUAAACUUUCGCGUUGAUUGGUUCAUAAUUGUGACCUAUAGAGCAACUGCAAAAUCAGGAAAAUCCAUUUUAACCCCUAAAUAUCGUGCGAUCAUCUCCAAAAACAAUAGGGUUCUAUUCUGACCCUAACCCCACCUCCAUUUUCAAUUUCGUGAGGAUCGGUUCAUAAUUGCGACCUGUAGCUUGAUUACAAAUUAACAUGAACUGACGGACGGACAUACAUAGCUAGAUCGACUCAGCUCGGCGAGCUAGAAAGAUCCACAUAUACUCUCCUAUGUGGGAAACCAAUAUUUCGUGGUGUUACAUAAUUUUUGGCCCAAUCAAACUUAUAAUACCCCCAACACAUAGUGUUGUAGGGUAUAAAAAGGGGGCCAACGCAAACUAUUCAGAAGAGAAAUUUUUAACUGGGAAUCUAGAUAAGAAGUUUUUGGUAUAUUUUUCUUCAAAAAAUGUUUCUAUUCAUACAAUAUGAUUUAUUCUCAUAAAGUCUUGGAAUGGAGAUCCACAUGGAAUUUUUUAUACCCUCAGACACAUGCCUAGAGAGGGUAUUUAUCAUUUGAUAUGGUCAAAACGUGUCUAGUCGAAAUUACGGUCUUAGACCCUAGGUCUCUUUGGACCAAACCGUUUCAGAACAUUUGGAGUCGAUCUAGCGAUGUUCGUCCGUGCGACUGUCUACCUGGCUGGAACGCACAAUAACUUUCCAAGUUAGUAUCCAAUUCGGUCCAAACUUGGUACAUCGUAAUAUUUUAGUCAAACUUAGAUCGAGUUCCAAGAUUUGCAAUAUCGGUCCACUCUUUCUGCUACCUCCCCCCCAAUAAGUCAAAACUUUCAUAGAAAAUAAUUUAUUGCAUAGGGAGUGAAGGGAUCAUCUGAUUUUGUUCAAACUUUGCAAAACGUAAUUAAUACAUUACUGCAAAAUUGAGUGUGAGAAGGGACAUAUUCGGACUACUUCUUCCAGUACCUCCUCCACAAGGGGUCCAAAUUUGGAAUGACUAAAAUGCUCAUAAAAUGCGAAAUGAACAUUCGAAUCUUUAGAAAACUUCACACAUCCCAAUAUUUCUAGCGAAACAAGAUCUGGGGUGAAGAUAGAAUAUAACAACGGAUCUCUCCUUCUGGUACCUCCCCCACAAAGGUUCAAAAUUUUGAAUAUUUAAAAUACUCAUAAAAUCGAAAUAUGCAUCAGAUUCACUUCAAUUUUCACAAAUUCCUAAAUUUUUACUGUUAUAAAAUCUGGUGUAAAGAUGGAGUAUAGUGGGUCACUCCGUCUGGUAACUCCCCCACAAAGGCCCAAAAUUAUGAAUAACCAAAAGGCUUAUAAAAUGCGAUAUGAACAUUCGAAUCUUUCCAAACUUCACGCAUCCCAAUAUUUCUAUCAAGACAAGAUCUGGCGUGAAUAUCGGUUAUAGCGGAUCCCCCUUCUGGUACCUCCCCCACAAAGGGUCCAAAUUUGUAAUAUCUAAAAUUCAAAUAUUUUUACCAUUAUCAAAUCUGGUGUAAAGAUGGGAUAUAGCGGACAACCCUUUCUGGUAUCUCCCCCACAAAGGGUCAAAAUUUUGAAUAACCAAAACGCCCAUAAAAUGCGAAUUAAAAAUGUUAAAAAUGUGAAAAAAUUAUAAGCCUUUUAAAAUUCUUUUAUAAAAGCAACGUCGGGUCACUCCUUCUGGUACCUUCACCAUCAGUUAUGAAAAUUUUGAAUAACUCGCAUGGAAAAGAAGUUUGCGAUUUUCCGCAAACUCAAUGUAAUUAUCAACCAUUGAACUAAUGUAACGUUUGCAAAAUUUAUUCCGGUACCAUCCCCACAAAAGUUCAUUUUUUUCAAGAAAUAUAUACAUAUAUCUGAUAUAACGUGUAGGAAGUUCUUUAUAUUAGACUUAGGUCAGAUGCGAAAUGAACAAUAUUGGUGUUCUGUAAUUUCCAAUAUCUUGAAAAUCAAAAACUUCAAAAUAUAUUUUAAUGAACAGGCUGAGGGUAUAUAUCUGUCGUGAAACUGACUGAUACUAUUUAACCUGUUUUUAUUUUUAAAUUCAUGUCGUAACUUUGAAAUGUAUAGAGAUUUUCCAUCUAUCCUCUUUUUUCGACAGAUAACAUCUUAAGCUUUCAUUCGUUUGAAAACUUAAAGUGUGUGGAGUGGAUUCUGAGGAAUUUAUAUAAGCCGAAUUUUUAAUUUUUUGAAAAUUAUUAAACGAUUUUUAAACAAAUUAACAGAUUUCAAAAAAAUCCUAUAUGUUACCGUAAGAUGGAUCGGAAGAUCUAGUCCGCAAAAGUUUAAUACUAGCUGGAUAUAGCAUAUUGGGAAAUUUAGAGCAACUCAUUUUGUGCAAACGCAACAAAUUUCUAACUACCGAGGUGAUGGUAAAUUUUACCCUUCUUUACAAUUUUUUUAUCCUCCACCUUGGAAAGGAGGGUAUAUUAACUUUGUCAUUCCGUUUGUAUCAUCCUUAAAUAUUCGUCGUGGACCCCAUAAAGUAUAUAUAUUCAUAAUCAGCAUAAAAUUCUAAGUCGAUUUAACGAUGCCCGUCUGUCUGUCUGUCUGUCUGUUGAAAUCACGAUACAGCCCACAUUAUUUGACGUAGAGAGCCAAAAUUUAGCAGAGCAAUUUGCAUUGUGUCUAGGAUGGUUGUUAUUGAAAAUGAGAUAUAUCGGUCCACGUUCUGGUAUAGUCCCCAUAUAACGGUACCUCCCGAUAUUCGGUAUUUUGAUAAUUUUUGCCACAUAUUUUCGCGGAUUGGUCUAAAAAUUGGUAUUUGUAGGUCAUAAUGGGUUCUAGCUCCGUUGGCGAAACAUUGCAUGUGUAGGUCCACGAUUUGGUAUAGCCCCCAUAUAACGAUACCUCCCAAUAUUCGGCAUUUUAAUGGUUGUUGUCACAUUUCUUCUAAUGUUUCCUUUACCCUAAGGUGGAGGGUAUUAAAAAUUUGGCCCGGCCGAACUUAAUGUUUUUUUUUUUUUUACUUGUUCGGUAUUAUUUUGUGAUUAUAGCGACAUUAUUUAAAUUUGUUUCAAAUUUGGUAUUUAAAGUUCGUAAUGGUUACUGCAGCCUAUGAGAGAAAACUGUCUGUUCAGGUCCAGGUCUUCGUAUAGCCCCAACAUAUUUUUUCAAGUUUUGCAUUUAAGUAUUGUAAUUGCUUAUGACAAAAGUUGCCUAUGCAGGUCCACGUCGUCGUAUAUACCCUUAUAUAACGGCUAUAUUCGGUAUUUUUAAGAUUUUAACAUACAUUUUAACGGAUUUUAUUUUCAAAUCGCAGCUGAAAUCAGGUCUGACCAAACUCAACUCUAUGGCUGAUAGUACGAUCUUUAAAUAGAGGGCGCAAAACAUCUGUUAUGGCAUUGACUGUAAUGGCCACUCCUUACUUAUUUUCGAAGAAAAUGGCCCAAAAUAGGCUUCAUCUGAAAAGAUGUAGAUGAUGAUUUUUUUGGCAAGAACGGCAAAGCUAAAACUUUGUCUUCAUCUUCUGAACUAAUUGGACUUUGUAUAGCGUUAUACUAAGGUCUUUAUGAAAAACUUCUUCUCAAUGCCUCAAUGCCUGCAAAAUGUUUAGUCGUUGGGAAGGACGGUGAAUGGACUACUGUCAUAGCAGUAUUUCACGCUUUAAUUUAUCCAUGACGAUGCCAGUCCCUUUCACAUUUCCUACAAGAUAACGAAUAUUGAGCUGAUGGAGCUUCUCUUCUUUCAAAAUCCGUGAGCAAUUUUCCUCAGACACGAGCUAAAUGUUACCAUUCACAAAAAGCAUUAACUCAAAAAAAAAAAAGAAAAAAAAAUUGCGGACCCUUUAUAUUUCAAUUAUAGGGUGAGAUAAAAAACGGCAACAAAGUCAAAGGCCAUCAUUUUCACUUUUUUUAAUUUUAUUGAAUGAAAUCAAAAAAUGUCGGAAAUAGCAUCAAAUUUUAGAAUACGUUUAGAUUUGUUCGAAUUGGUCGCCUUUGGCACGAAUUAUGGCCUUCAAACGGCCAAUGAAACCGUCACACGCUGCCCGAAUAUUGCUCUGCGGUAUUUUGGCCCAUUCCCGGCGAAGCGCUUGCCUGAGGUUAUCGAUACUUUGGUAUUUUUUAGUGCCAACCUUGCUUUCCAAAAUACUUCAGACACAAUAGUCCAAAGGAUUGGUAUCCGGUGAUUUUGGUGACCAUUGUGCGCUGAAAAUGAAGCGAGGAACCUUAUUUUGUAAUCAUUCUUGGGUGGUACAUGCUGAGAGCGAUGGUGCUGAGUCCUGUUGGAAUGUCCAAGGUCCGCGGCCAAAAUGUUUGCGUGCCCAAGUCUUACGCCCUCCAGAAUAUUUUCGCGAUAAUAUUCCGUAUUUAUUCUGAUGCCACGAUCGAUUAAUACAAGCGAAGAGCGACCAUCGGAUGUUAUGGCGGCCCACACCAUCACCGUGGCCGGCGCUUGAGUUCUGGUGACCAACAAAAGGUGCACAUUUUCAGCUGACCUCUUUGGCAAGUAAAUACGAUCAUUUUGCUUGUAUACAAACUGCUGAAAAACUAAUGUUUUCUCAUCGGGGAAAACCAAAUUCGGCAGUUCACCACUUUCGGCCAAGCGAAGCAACUCUUUAGCUUUUUGAGUCUAUUAUCUUUCUGUUGCGGUGUGAGUUCGUGCACUUUUUGGAAUUUCCAUGGCUUUACCCCGAGCUACUUUUUUAAUAUUUUCCGAAUGGAAUAUUGCGAUAUGCUCAGAUCACGAGCUAUUUUUCGGCCACUGCGACGCGGGUUUGGAUCAAGUCGCUUUUUUAUGCCCUCCACCAUACUAUGGAGGGUAUAUUAACUUUGUCAUUCCGUUUGUAGCUCCUCGGAAUACUCAUAACAGACCCAAUAAAGUAUAUAUAUUCUUGAUCAGCGUAAAAUUCUAAGUCGAUUAAGCGAUGUCCGUCUGUCUGUCUGUCUAUUUAUCCAGUAGGCAGGUUAUGUUCGUAAAUGGGCCAUGUAGGUCCACGUUUUCAUAUAGCCCCCAUAUAACGGUACCUCCCUAUAUUCAGUAUUUUGAUGAUUUUAGCGACAUUAUUCACCGGAAUUGUUUCAAAUUUGGUAUUUGAAGUUCCAAAUGGAUACUACACCCUAAGAUAGAAAAUUGUCUGUGCAAGUCCAUGUCUUCGUAUAGCCCCCAUAUAACGGUACCUCCCUAUAUUCAGUAUUUUGAUGAUUUUAGCGACAUUAUUCACCGGAAUUGUUUGAGAUGUGGUAUUUGAAGUUUGUAGUUUGUAUUUUUAAAAUUUUAACAGAAUUUUUUUAAGGAUUUUAUUUUUUGAAAAUUUCCAAAUUCGUUGCAAAUGGUGGAGGGUAUUAAAAGUUCGGCCCGGCUGAACUUACUGCUUUUUAACUUGUUACUUUUCGAACUAUUACUGCUGAUGUUGCUGGUUUCUUCUUCAGUCCACUUCCUUGACGCCGGGCUAUGCUACCAGUAUCACGGUAACGAGCGAUGGUACGAGACGCAAAAGAUUUAUUCACAUUAAAAUGCUGGAGUGCUCUAUCGAUAGCCACUUGUUGUUUUCCAGCCGAAUAUAAAGAAACCACACUAUCACGCUUGAAUUCCAUCACGAAUAACUUUUUUUUCCGGAAAAUUCUCACCAAAAUGCUUUUGUGCGCUUGUAAACAAUAUAAUGAGCUGUCACUGGAAUAAUUUUACCAGCUGUUGGACGAGUGGCUUAAAAGUCACAGCAGUCAGAAAUUGGUUGCAGGUUUUUUUUGAUCUCACCCGGUAUGGGGCUAUAUCUAAAUUUGAACCGAUUCUCGCCAAUUUCAAUAGGGUUCUUGGGCAAAAACAAUUUUUUUUUUUGGAAAAUUUCAUCUGAGAUGGAUAAUGUAUCAGACCUGCCUUUUUUCACAAAAAUAUGUGGACAGACUGGCGGACUGACAAACAUAAAUCGACUCACAAAGUGAUUCUAUGAAGAUCCUUAAAAAUAAUUAUUGGUCUAUCUCGCUUCUUUUGCCAUGUUACAAACAAAUGCACAUCGACAUAAUAGCCUUACCACUACAUGGUCUAGGGUAUAAUAAGCAAAAUAUAGGUAUGUGUCUUAAGUCUUUUGUCUGUAAAAAGAUAAGGUCUUUAAUAGUCGUUUUAAGGAUGUCCACAGUAAUGAGUAUCAGUUCUAUGCAAGUUUUAUACUAUUUUUUUUUUUUUUGACGAAAAUUUAAAAAAUACUCUUCAAAAAAUAUAAGCUGACUCUUAGUUUUAGUUUUAAAGUUUUCCAAUUAUAAUAUACACCAGAGCAUUUUAACAAAGUUAUUUAAAACUAUCAAACUCUUUCACUGAAAGCUUCCUAAAACUAUAAUUAUUUUUUAAAAAAAAAAAAUCAAAUAAAAAAAUCAAACGAAUAUUACAAAACUAAAUCGUUCAGCAAUUUUCCAUGGUUGUAUUGUCAAAAUAUAAAACACUUAUUAUCUGUCUUGACACGCAUACGCAUACCAAAAACACACACACACAAGAUGCUCUUAUUUAGUAAAAAAUAACUAAAUAUUUUUAACGUUUUUAAUUAAAACAAGAAUCUAGAAAAAGAAUCAACUACAAUUCAAUUGUAAAAAUAAAACAAAUGCUCACUCAUUACUUAUUUCAAAAAAACAAAAAAAAAGGAAAAUCAACAAUGAAAAACUCCUUAUAAUUUUCCAUCAAUGCCUUCUUUUAAAAUGAAUAUCUCUUUAAAAACAAUUAAAAGAAAAUCUAGUAAUAAUAUAAAUUAAUUUUAACAAAAAUUAAAAUUAAAAAAAAAAACUUUAUUAAGUAUUAUUAAACAAAGAAGAGGAAGAAGAAAAAAAGGGAGAAAAAAAUAUAUAAAAGAAGAAGACGAAGCAAAACAAACACUCUAUCUCUAUUGACUUGAUACUUAAGAAACCACCUUAAGAAAUAUUUAUUUAUUUCUAUAAAACAAAAAAAAAAACAAAUAAUUAAAUUAAAUGUUAUGUAGCUAAUAAUAUACAAAAUAACAUACAAACCAAAACAUACAUACCUACACAAACACACACACAAAAAUAUAGAUUGUAAGUGAAAAACUCAUCCGUCAUCCUUAUCAACAGCAUCAUCAUCACCCUUAGCAUCAUUACUAUUACUAUUGCGAUCAUUGAAGAUAUUUUUAUAAUAGUUUGUAAGUCUUUGUUGUUAUUACUAUUAUUAUUAUUAUUAAUAAUAUUAUUAUAAAUUGUAAUGAAUAAUUAUCUACCUAUCUAUACCUAUACAUACGAUAUAAUUAUUACUAUUGUAAGUGUGUAAAAGUGUUGUUAUUUUCUACUAUUACAAAAAAAAAAAAAAAAAAAAACAAACAAAACUACUACUUCUACUACCACUACUAUUACAGCCUAACUGAAUCAAAACCUAAUUAAGUCUCUGAAAUGAAAAAAACAUCAACAACAAUGGUUCUUUACUUUAUAUUCAAAACUUAUAUGUGGAUAGAAUUUCAAAAUUAUAGCCAUGAAAUUCAGUAGAUCCAUAAAAACAAACUUUCAUCUUACAAAAAUAAAGGAAUGUUAAAAUUAUUGUAACGAAUGACAGCAGUAGGCAAUUUUCUAUAUCUCUAGUUUAAAUCUGUUUAAUUUUAUUUAUUAUAAAUUUCUUUAUAAUAUAUGUAGCAACUUUUUUUUAUUGUUUUGUGUUAUGUGUUUUUAGUUUAAUUUAUUACUCAAUUUAUAUAUCUAAACUGUAACUUAUUACAAUUAUUAUAAUCAAUCUUUUAAAAAAAAUGAAACAAGAAAUAAAUUGUUAUUUCAUUGAAUUUUUUUCUUAAU